Molecule: messenger RNA, 2310 nt
Organism: Triticum turgidum subsp. durum (durum wheat)
Lineage: Eukaryota; Viridiplantae; Streptophyta; Magnoliopsida; Poales; Poaceae
Source: the annotation of a GenBank genome assembly
AUGGCGGGCGGCGACAGCUUUGGCUGCUGCGGCGGCCUUGUCGAGGGUUUCUGCGGCCUUGCUCAGGUUUUCCUGGCUCCUCGGGGGCGUCCGUCUGCUGGAAUCCUCGCCAGGAGGCCCGGCGAUCCGUUCUUGAGUUCUUCUCAGGCUGGGUGGGCGGUGUCGCCGCGGGAUGUGGAGGUCCGCUGCGACAUGGAACGCUCUUCCGGAGCGGCGAGGAUGCUGCGUUUUGAUUAUCGGGAGGAGAACCUGCCCCCCGCGGCCAGGAACUCGCCGGCGGCGGCGGGCGAUCUGUGCUCGAGUUCUUCUAUGGUUGGGUUGACAUCGUGGGAUAUGGAGAUCAUGGCCGAGACGGAGUACUCUCUCCCAGUGGCACGGCAGCUGCGUUCUGCUGGUCAGGAUGAGGGCUUGUUGUCCCCAAUGGUCAGGAAUUCGCCGGCGGAGGCGCCACCGCAGCCGAAGGGCAUGGCCGGUGGCGUUGAAGACGACGACGACGACGAUGACUGCGUGAUUCUGGACAGUGAUCCUUUCAGCGCGGUCGCCGUGAAUGAUGAGAAGGACGGCGGCUCGGAUGAGGAGCUGCAGAUAGUCGCGGAGAAAGGCAAGGUAGCAUGCAGGGACUUCCCACACUCGCGCCAUUUAUGUUCUAAUAUGCCCUUCGGCGCUACCUCUCACGAGAAACAUUGUGCCAUGUGCUACUGUUUUGUGUGUGACGCCCCAGCUCCAUGCAGUCAUUGGGGUAAGGGUCUCUCGGUUGGCGAUCAUUGUCACGCCACGGAUAAGGAAACCAAGUGGAAAAUGCUGAGGGAGGCAUUCAGGUGCAGAAAUCUACCAGCGUCUCAUCCAGAAACAGAAACUGCUGUGCACCCAGCAAUGGUGUCGCUCGGCCGCCUUUUUCUUAGCAAUCAGAUUUCUCUUCAGGAUGUUGUGACCCAAAACCGAAACACACAUACUUCAGUUAGAGCCUCACUGAGUGUAGCACCGAUUGUCAAUGCGCCAAGAGAGGGAAGUGGUACAGGCAGUGCUCACACUGCUCAAGUUACCCGCCUAGGAGAGCCAACUGUCAGUGCACCAAGGGCACACCCUGUGGCAGGAGCUGGAAGAGGUACAAGCAGCACUCACACUGCUCAAAUUUCUGCCCCAAGAGCAUUCUCUGCAACAGGAGUUGGAAGAAGUGGUACAAGCAGUGCCCACAGUGCUCAAGUUACUCGCCUAGUAGAGCCAACUGUCAAUGCACCAAGGCCACACCCUGAAGUGGGAGCUGGAAGAGGUACAAGCAGCACUCACACUGCUCAAAUUACUCACCCAGUAGAGCCAACUGUCGGUGCAGCAAGAGCAUACUCUGCAGCAAGAACUGGAAGAGGUACUAGCAAUGCUCAGUCUGCUCAAAUUACUCGCACCGUGGAGCAAACUGUCAGUGCACCAAGAGUAUACCCUGCGGCAGGAGCUUCAAGCAAUGCUCACUCUGCUCAAAUUACGUACCCUGCCACUGCAGGUGGCUACCUCCCGGAGCCCGAUGCGCCGGAGGGGGCCACGAUGUACGUCGGGAACCUACCCUACCACAUUGACAAUGAGAGACUCAAGCUAAGCUUCCAAGGUGCUGGGGUCGUCCUGUUCUCAAAGGUCAUUUAUGACAGAGAAACAGGCCAGAGCCGUGGAUUUGGGUUUGUCACCAUGAGUACUGUUCAGGAGGCUGAGAAGGCUGUGAGGAUCUAUCAUGGCUCUGGGAUGUAUGGCAGGCCUCUGACUGUAAAAAUCGCAGCUCCUAGAGGAGGCGCCCGGGUGGAUGCCCCUCGCCGUCAAUCCGGUUCCCCACUCAGAAUAUUCGUAUGCAAUCUGCCGAGUCAAGUGGACAACUCUCGGCUGGAGGAGCUGUUCAGCAAGCAUGGCAAAGUGGUUGAUGCAAGAGUUGUCUAUGAGCGCCGAGAAGGGGCCUCGUGUUCGAGGGGAUUUGGCUUCGUCACAAUGGCGACCGACGAGGAAUCGUACAAGGCGAUACGCGCCCUCAACAAGCAGAUUCUGGAGGGAAAUGCCCUGGGAGUGAAGGUUGCAAGGGAGCGGGCAGACCCAGUCUGCCUCCCUCUUAGCAACCGGAUUCCUCCUCAGAAUGCUGUCAGUCCAAACCAACACGCACAUACUUCGGUUGGAGCCUCGCUGAAUGUAGCGCCAACUGUCAGUGCCCCAAGAGCAUACCGUAUAACAGGAGCUAGAAGUAGUACAAGCAAUGCUUCCACUGCGCAAGUUACUCACCGACUAGACCCAACUGUAAAUGCACCAAGGCCGGGAGAAUAUGAGAUCCCCUCUAGUUGA